Neurospora tetrasperma FGSC 2508 is the source of this 1674-nucleotide messenger RNA. RefSeq lists its product as uncharacterized. The record is from RefSeq and is a predicted model, not a curated record. Gene Ontology annotation, biological process: regulation of DNA-templated transcription. The transcript is spliced from 4 exons. Lineage: Eukaryota; Fungi; Ascomycota; Sordariomycetes; Sordariales; Sordariaceae. Bases 1 to 1674 code for a protein of 557 amino acids. Gene Ontology annotation, molecular function: DNA-binding transcription factor activity; sequence-specific DNA binding.
AUGUCGGCUCCCCCGGGCGACCCAAUGGAUAUCACCUCCAGCAACAGCAACAGCAGCAGCAACAGUAACAGCAAUAGCAUUAACAACAACAACGCUACCAUGGCAGCUCCAAGUAAUUCGGAUUCCCUACCGCCGCCCAAGAGCCCGGUCGAGGAUACAUUAAACGCCCAGGCAGCCCCCAAUGGCCGACCGCAACUGUCAUCCGCAAACGAUCAGUUGUCUCCCGAUAACAUCAUCAUGCCAGCACCGGCUGCCGCUGCCCCCGCGGUUCACCAGCCCAAGAUUGUUCAGACGGCCUUCAUCCAUAAGCUAUAUAACAUGUUGGAGGAUAAAUCGCUAACAGCCAGCAGUCAAUACUUUAAACAUACCAACAUUUCCUCCUUCGUUCGCCAGCUCAACAUGUACGGAUUUCACAAAGUGAGCGAUGUCUUCCACCAUGGAGCUCCAGACGCCACCAUUUGGGAGUUCAAGCAUGGCAACGGCAACUUUAAACGCGGAGACCUGGUCAGCUUGCGGGAGAUUAAGCGUCGAGCUUCUCGGCAUUCUCUGGUACAUAGAGAGUACAGCAACAAUCAGAAGGCUCCGCCAUCACAACCAGGUACCCCGGCCGAGCCUAUGCCUCCCAUGCAGGAAGUUCAAGGAGGAGAUCCUCGGCUGAACAAUAUCGAGCAUACUCUAUAUGAUCUCAGCACUCGACUUCAGCGGCAUGAAGAGAACGCCCAGUUUAUGCAUAUCAAGCAUCAGGCCAUUAUGGACACGGUAUCGCGUUUGCUUCAGUUCAACCAUGACCUUUCCCGGGCCGUUCUUGCUCUUGCUCCUUCUCCUGACAACCCGAUACACCACGACGUAUCGUCUUUGCAAGGGCAGGUUCAGCGCCAGAUGGAGGAGUUCCGCUCGCUGGAUGAGCCUCACGGGUCGGUCUUCGCUAGUACGCGUCCUUACUUUUCCAAUGUGGAGAAUGCCCCCGUAUCACCGCGGCAGAUGCCCCAAGACGACCCGCGAAGAUCUGGCUCUACUUUGACGGUUCCCGGUCAACCACCUCGGCUUCCAACUUACAACAAUUAUCGUCCUGCCGUCCCUUCAAACCUGUCGAUAAGUACUCCGGGUCGUAGGCCGUUUGGCUCCACUAGCGGCAACUCGACAGGGACAUCGCCAUCUUCCCUCCGCCCGCACCCGCCGCCUCCACCUCCGCAUCCGCUGUCGAGCGUUGACCUGCACCCGGGCUUGGCUAGGAGACAUACCUCUGCUGACAUCCGUGCUGCCGGCUGGCAAGCCAACCCUCCUCCUCCUAACCCUCCUCCAACCUUCUCUGGCCCACCAUCCUCGCAAUGGCCUUCGUCGCCAAAUCGUCCUGGGUUGUCCGAAGACCAACGUAUUCGCGAUUCGUUUUCACACUACUCUCUGCAGUCUGCUUCGCAUCCUCGUUCCAGGCCAGCGUCGCCGCCGCCGCCUCCGACCUUCUCUACUAACGGUGGAGGGGACACUUUUGGGAAUUGGUCUUGGAACUCGGCUGGCCGUGAUAACAAGAAUCUUUCGGUGAGGGAUCACUCGGCACCGCCCACGAGGAGAGGAAGCAUGGCCCAUAUCCUGAACCCAACCGAUACUGCGGAAAGAGACGACGAGGACGAGGAUCCCCGAGGCGAUGAAGACCGCAAACGAAAACGUCUAAUCUGA